AUGUCCUCUCGACUUCAUCUUUCAAACCUCGACAACGACCUUCACCACCUCAUCAACGCCAUCCCACAGCGCCAGGAACGCGGCGAGGCGCUCAUUGCUUCGUCUCUCUCUCACCCUACGUGGCAGAGUCCUCAUCGUCAGCGUUCCAUCGCGGAAUCCUUCCACGAGCCCCCGCGCAUCCUCCGACGAGACCUUCAACUUCAUCUCGCCAACGACACUAUUUCCCGAACGCCAUCCUGCAUCUCGCCCAACAGGAUGGGCUCACUCAAAGAAAAGGCGCGGCUCCUCCGCGAGAGGCUCGUUCUCUUCAAACAGCGACUACAGAUUCCGCCGAGCCCGCCAAAGCGAGGAACAUCGCCUCAUGACUUUGAAGCGGUGACGCAGAAGAGAGUCCGAUCGAAGAAGGGACUGCGUGCUCCAGGCCAGAGCAAGCGAGGCGAGAAGACUCUCGAAGUAUCGCCACUUCAGCUCGAAGUAUCAUCGAUGAAGUCGACAACUAUGUCGUCCACAGGCAACACGGCCACGCCGUUGCGAGACCAGUUCAGGAAGCGCUUCCAUGGACAGCAGAGCCGGGACUCAUUGUCCACAACGUCGACCAAGCGGACGUCGAAAGUCACAAAGAUGAAAACGGCACGAAAGAAUACCCACGACAAGUCGAACGGUUCGAAAACACUCAGGAGAAAGAUCACGAUGAUUCAGGACCUCAUCGGGAUCUCUGACGACGACUAUGAAGCCGAUGACGAGUACGACCUACCCGUUUCCGAAGACGAGAAAGAUGACGAUUGCCGCCUAUCAACAAGUCGACGCAUCGAACUUCAGGCCAUCCGACGACCGAGGAAGAAGUCGACUGAGGAGGACACCUCCAUCCCGGAGAAGAAGAAGACGACGAAGGGAACGAGCCAGGCGUCCAGAGAGAAAACAACCAGGAAGAUCAGCCAGCCACCGAAAAAGCAAGCCACAUCGGUCGAAGUUGCCUCAUCAGAGACCUCAGACCUGGAUGUCAUCCUGCACAAACUGGCGGGUCAAUACACCGCUGCAGACGGCACUGUGGUGAAGGUCGCGCGGUCUGAACUGCCUGCAGAGAUAGUCCAGGAUGUGCAAGGCCUCCUGGCCGAGGUGCAGGAGAAGGUUCCCGACUGGCGUUCAGACUCCUUUACCAAGGGCAAGUGCCUGAGUCAGGACGUACUGAGAUGGAGGACGACUGGCUGGGCUUGGUCGAGGACAGAAGCCAUGGUGGCGGCUUGCCGAACUUGCACCAACACCGGUCUGCUGUGUGUGAGAUGGGAUCCAAACGCAACGGACAAGCUGGUGCUUGCUGCACCUCCUCAAGAGGCUCGCGACGAGGCAGCUGAGCCGUCCGAUGCUCAGUUCUGGAAGCGGGUUGCUGAACACCGCACACCAAACUACAUGUGGAGGCAAAUCGGCUCCAUGAGGACGUCAACAAAUCUGAGUUUGACGACCAUGGUUACACUCGCGACAUCAGACAUCGGCUCAGGUGACGUUCACAGCAUUGCUCCCAUGAGCAACAGCAACGUCGGAACAUUAGGCAAGAAUCUACUGCAGCUUAAGAAGAGAAGAAUAACAAUGGAUGUGAUGUUUGUUGUCGUCACAGGUUCAGCCGUCAACAUUCACUUCACUCCAACGCCGUCAGAAGCUACGCGAGGGCGCUGGUCCCAAUUGGGACUAGCGCAAGGAGGAGCCCAAUCAUCUUCUAUCUUCCGUCUCCGUCAUUUGCAAGCAUCCACACACAGACAACAACCUCGACUGCAUGCGCGGCACUUCCUAUUCCACACUGCACAACUUUCGCUCCAAUCACACAUUACGAUGCUGUCCGACGCGGCGCACAUCCUGCUGAAACCAUACAAUACCCCUCCACCACGGGGGCCAAUCGGCGAAGAUCUCUUCCUAUCUGCCGAAGCUUUGCUGAGAGGACGCACAAUCACGGGCUGGCUCGACGAUGUGACCGCAGAUGAUGCCAUCCGACAGGCCCAAGUCGACGCCGCCAGAGCCGAUCAAUCGAAGGCUGCAAAGCGGGAUGCGGAAGGAAAGACAAAGGAGAAAGCUCUGACCAGAGACGACUCUGACGAUGAGGACCAGAUGCGCGCGGUCAGUCAGGUGCUGGAUGUAGAGGAGUACGACUCAGAUGCUGGUGAUAGAAGGGGCGGGGAUAACAACAACGCCUUGUUCGUUGGACGACCCAACGCAUCUCAGUCAGGCGAGUCAAGACAACCACCAGGGCCAUCGACGGAGUCUGACAAAAAGUUGACAGCGGCCGAUAAAGACGAGCUUAUCACGAUGACAGAUGAAAUGCACAGGAGUUUGCGCAAAUGUCUGCUUCUCGCUUGUCCCUUGAUGAAGAUGGGUAUCGAAAAUGCGGAAUCGAACGAUCGUCCCGGACCCCACGCCAUUAGUCCCAAUGAGCCGAUCAAGGACUUCGAGAUCGAGCAUGGAUUCAACAAAUUCAGGCUGGAGCCUCAUCAGCGCGACGCUGUCGGCCGCUACAAACAUCUGGUCGACAAUUACAAGGGCUUGAUAAUCGCAGAUGAGCCGGGCCUCGGCAAGACUGCAGUCGUCGUUGCACAUCUACAGCUCGAAAUCAAUGCUGCUCGUGUGGAAGGGCGGACCUCAUUCUAUGCAGUGUUCGCCCCGGGUGGUCUAAUUCCGCAUUGGAUCAAGGAGUUCAAGCGCUCGUCCCUCCUCGUCGGAGAGUACACAACAACAAACAUCUAUCGGCCGAACAACUGUGUGCUAGGUUCGACGUGA
Messenger RNA from Zymoseptoria tritici IPO323, 2763 nucleotides. RefSeq lists its product as uncharacterized. The record is from RefSeq and is a predicted model, not a curated record. The transcript has 7 exons. Lineage: Eukaryota; Fungi; Ascomycota; Dothideomycetes; Mycosphaerellales; Mycosphaerellaceae. Gene Ontology annotation, molecular function: DNA binding; ATP-dependent chromatin remodeler activity; ATP binding. The coding region runs from base 1 to 2763 and encodes 920 amino acids. Gene Ontology annotation, cellular component: nucleus.